This is a messenger RNA of Colletotrichum chrysophilum, 465 nucleotides long. RefSeq lists its product as uncharacterized. NCBI's taxonomy places the organism in Eukaryota, Fungi, Ascomycota, Sordariomycetes, Glomerellales, Glomerellaceae. The coding region runs from base 1 to 465 and encodes 154 amino acids. The record is from RefSeq and is a predicted model, not a curated record. The transcript has a single exon.
AUGGUCAGAGCGCUUCUCAUCGCCGCCCUCGCCUCCGCGGCCCUCGGAAUCACCGUGCCCGUCCCGGCCGACAGCCCCGCUUCGGCCGGCGACGCCUACGUACCCACAACGGAAGAGCUCGGGGACCUGGCCCUUGCGGUCCCCGCCCAGGCUGAUGACGCUGCGAUUCCUGACGCUACGGAGUGGACGUCGUUGGAUAACGGUGACGAGGGUGGUGUCGGGGGCGGUGUCGGGGACGUCUCCGAACCUAAACUCCCUGCUCAGAGGCGGGCUGUCGAUACCGGUAACCUUGAUACCAGCGCCCUUGACACCAGCUCUCUGGAUACCGACUCCCUCAACACCGCCCUCAACAUUGACUCCCUCAACACCGAGUCUCUCGAUACCAGCUCUCUGAACACCGACUCCUUCACCUCCACCCUGCCCACCUCCACCAACAUCAAGCGCAGGAGUGCCGUAAUGUGGUGA